UGUCAAUGGACGAUACGAUGGAAAAGAGGACUACUUCCAGAAAGCUUUGGUGUAAAUCUCUCGCCACCGGUCGCAGCCAGCGACGGCGCGCGGGCCCAAAGGAUCCUCGAAGACACCACGGUGAAAGUGGGGCGCCGCUACCAGACUCUGGAAGGACGACCACUCUGUGCUGCGUACAGACGGCUGAUCAACGUCGAGAAGAAGUUGAAGCGCAACUGGCAGUUGGCGCUGGAAUACGAUCAGAUCAUCAAGGAUUACGUAUCCAAAGAAAGCUGCAGUCGGAUGAGGUCGUGGUGAAGGGCGACAAGCCAUGGUAUUUGCCACAUUUUGGUGUCGAAAACCCGAACAAGCCCGGUAAGGUCCGGUUUGUGUUUGAUGCUGCAGCCAAGGUUGGAGGAACCUCGCUAAAUUCGGCGCUGGUCAAGGGACCUCAACACUACAAGCCCUUGUCAGCCGUGCUCUUCCACUUCAGGAAAGAAGCAGUCGGAGUCUGCGGUGACAUCAAGGAGAUGUUCCACCAAGUGCUGAUCCGACAAGAGGAUCGAUGUUACCAACGAUUCCUUUGGAGAGAUGGUAACGAUGAUCGAGACCCAGAUGUGUACGAGAUGAACGCAAUUACGUUUAGAGCAGCCUGCUCGCCGAGCACUGCGCAUUACGUGAAGAAGGUAAAUGCCCUGAAGUUUUUGGAUUCAGAUCCGAGGUCAGUCAAGGCCACCAUCGACCACCAUUACGUCGAUGACCAUGUGGACUUUUUCGAAAUGGUCUCGAGAUGAACGCAAUUACGUUUAGAGCAGCCUGCUCGCCGAGCACUGCGCAUUACGUGAAGACGGUAAAUGCCCUGAAGUUUUCGGAUUCAGAUCCGAGGUCAGUCAAGGCCAUCAUCGACCACCAUUACGUCGAUGACCAUGUGGACUUUUUCGCUACGGAGAGCGAAGCUAUGGAGGUAAUCUCGUCGUGCACCGAGUGCAAGUUGCAACGGACGCGGCCGAUGCCGCCGAUAAUGGGACACCUUUCAGAGGAUCGCUUGGAAGCGGGAGGAUGGCCAUUAAAGCUGAACUGGACUACUUUUGGCCACUGCUGGUGACUGUUGCCCGUCACAGAGAGAAGCGUUGGGUCGUUGGAGCUUGAGCAUGACCUGUCAACGGAUUCCUGCAUAAUAGCGAUCAGCAACUUUGUCUGCUGUAGAGGACAAGUACGUAAACUGCGGAGUAACAACGGCAAGAACUUCGUGGGAGCUGACAGGGAGCCCAGACGAUUUGGAGAUGUGUUCAAGACGGAGAGGAUACAGAGGUGGCAAACGACCUGCUCAAGGGAGCAGCUAACCUGCCGGAUACGCCUGGAUUGGAUGCGGAGCUGCCCAAGGAGGGUUCUACGCGAAAGCAGUGGAGGAUUGCUCGCAUCCUGCGAGACCAUUUCUGUAGGAGGUGGGUCAUGGAGUUCCUGACUAGGCUUGUGCGCCGCGAGAAGUGGUGCCGGAGAACGGAGCCCAUCCGCCAGGUCUUCGUCUGCGAUCCUGCCGUGCCAUGACGAGAGUGGCGCAAGGACAUCGUGGAGGAGAUCUACAGCGGAGCUGAUUGAGUCGUCAGACGCGCCGCUGUGCGCGUGAAUGACAAUGGCCUAUCUCAGACAACGUUGCGGCCCGUCUCUAAACUUGCAGUUUUGGAUUUGAAUGAAGCGGUUCUUCACGGGGUCGGGGAUGUCGACGGUCGAGCAUUGUAAUCGAUAGGCAGAAUCAGUAUUGGUAGGAAAAUGUAGUAUUUCUUAAGUUAUCCGAUCUUCACAGCCACGGCCAUAUGCCCUAAAAGUUACUCCCAUUCUUUUGGACCUACGCGUGUGGGGAGCCGUUAAAGACAAAUCCACAUGAGGCAAGACAUCCUCGGAUACGAGGAAUUAAAGCUCCACCACCGAAUCCGAGUGAUCGAUCAAGUCUAUAUAUUGUUUACCUUCUAGGAAAAAUUUCGGAAAUAAAAAUAACCUAUGUUUCAGA
Messenger RNA from Drosophila eugracilis, 1987 nucleotides. RefSeq lists its product as uncharacterized. The record is from RefSeq and is a predicted model, not a curated record. The transcript is spliced from 2 exons. Bases 6 to 773 code for a protein of 255 amino acids. NCBI's taxonomy places the organism in Eukaryota, Metazoa, Arthropoda, Insecta, Diptera, Drosophilidae.